Linum tenue is the source of this 255-nucleotide messenger RNA. The record is from the annotation of a GenBank genome assembly. NCBI's taxonomy places the organism in Eukaryota, Viridiplantae, Streptophyta, Magnoliopsida, Malpighiales, Linaceae.
CUGAUUGGGAACAAAAACUUUGAGUACGCACCUUUUGGGAAAGGGAGAAGGGCUUGCCCAGGGGUUCCGAUGGCCAACCAAGUGAUGCACCUUACUCUCGCCACGCUGCUUCAAGGCUUUCUUCUCACUGUGCCAGGCGAUGAUGGCCAUGUCGACAUGACGGAGCACUAUACCCUUGCUCUGCAAAAGGCUACUCCUUUGCAAGUUCAGAUUCUGCCACGCCUGCUCCCUCACCUCUAUCCCAGCAUGGAGUAA